Molecule: messenger RNA, 3285 nt
Organism: Ectocarpus siliculosus
Lineage: Eukaryota; Phaeophyceae; Ectocarpales; Ectocarpaceae
Source: the annotation of a GenBank genome assembly
AUGCAGGCGGGGGACAUCGUUGCCGCGAUUGACUUGGGGACCAGCCGCACGGCCUAUGCCUACACGGUCGUGGGGCGGGAGCACAUCUGGCUUGGGGUUCCGGACUCCCCCGACGAUGACCGCAACGUGGAGCGGAAGACCCUGACGGCGGUGUUGAUGCAGCGGUGCGACGAGGACGAGGCGGAAGGUGGGUGGCGAGUGGCGGGGUUCGGGGACACGGCGGAGGAGGACUACCUGACGGCUAAGGCGGACGAGGCCGAUGAGGACAGAGGCAGCCUCGUCCUCUUCAAGUUCUUCAAGAUGGAACUCUACCAAGGAGGGCGGGAACAACGGGCGCGCAUGGACGUUGACGAGCCAACGGCGAAGGCUGUCGGGGGAGAGGUUCUGCCGAUGAUCUUCGUGGUCAGCAAGGCGAUUGAGUACAUCAAGAACCAGAUCCUCGACAGGGUGUCGAUGAUCGCGCAGGAAGACGACGCUCGGCUGAUGUGGGUGGUGACGGUGCCGGCCAUCUGGUCCAACUUCGGGAAGCGGUUCAUGCGAGCGGCGUCGCACCGGGCGGGUCUCAUCGCCGACGAGAACGACAUGCAGGGGCUCAAGCUGUGCCUGGAGCCGGAGGCGGCCUGCUUGGCAGUUGAGAGCUCCAACCAGGGGGUGGGGUCGUGGCACCCGGGGGACAAGAUAAUGGUGCUGGAUUGCGGCGGCGGGACUAUCGAUAUCACGUCGCAUCUGGUGGAGAGCUCGGACCCGCUUCAGCUUAGCGAGCUGGCAGAGCCUUGCGGUGGCGCUUGGGGGAGCUCCAUCGUAGACACGCGUUUCAAGGCGUUCCUUCAGGAGUUCUUCGACAAUGCUUCAGGAGGGAUGACGCGGUUGGAGGGCACACACGAGCUGUUUGCUGUCACAGUGGAGUGGGAACGGCAAAAGACACGCUUGGCGAGGGGAGCAUCUUUGCGCGUUAGCAUCGGGGACAUCGCUGACCUGCUAGAGUUGUCGCCCCGCGAGAUCGAAGAGCUGAGGAAAUUUCACAACGACCCCAAGCCGAAGGAGCUGCACGUUGGGGGGACUCGAAGGAACCUCGUGCUUCCACCCGCACUCGUAGAGAGCUUCUUCCGGGGCGCCAUCACCGCCAUCAAAGACGAGGUGGGAACGCAGCUGUCCACACCGGACCUCCAUGACCUGUGCUACAUCUACAUGGUGGGAGGGUUCUGCGCCAGUCCCCUGUUGCAAGACGCCAUUCGCGAGGAGUUCGACGACCCCGGGAGGGAUCUCAAGGUCGUGGUGGCGCCAAGGCCAGGCCUCGCGGUGGUGACGGGGGCGGCUUUGUUCGGCGCAAGGGGAACGGGGGCGUUUGUAUCGCGAAAGGCGCGCCUGACUUACGGAGUGAGGGGAUCGAGGCGGUUUGACCACAACGACCCGGAGCACGUGUGCCGCGAAGAGCAAGCGGUGGUGCUAGGGGACGGCAGUCGAGUGCUGCACUACUUCCGGCCGGUGGUGGAGAAAGGAGGCGAUGUGCCGGUUGGGCACGUCGUCGAGAAGCCCCUUGUGCCCAUGCACGAAGCGCAGGUGUUCGUGGGUCUACACUUGCUCGUCACGCGCCAAGAGGCGGUGUUGUACCUUAAGGAUGUCGGGGUGCUGGUGCAAGAAAUCGCCUCGGUCAGGGUACCGGUGGACCAUGCGGUGCCAUUGCGCGAGCGCGGGGUGGAGGUGAGGAUGGAGUUUGGAGGCACCGAGAUUGCGGUGUCGUGCUACAAGCAGCACGACGGGGACAAGCUGCUCGAUGCCAAGGUCGACUUCCUGGAGGAUUUCGACCCCGGCGCGCUUGAAGGAGACGUGGAUGGGGACGACCACCGCAAUACCAACGGUGUCUACGAUGGCGAAGACGAGCCAAACCCCAGCCCGUACUCUCGCCAGGCGUAUUGAAUUAUUGAUCUGACGUCCUUUCUUUCUCUCUCUCUCUCUCUCUCUCUCUCUCUCUCUCUCUCUAUCUAUCUAUCUAUCUAUCUCUCUAUCUAUCUCUCUAUCUCUCCAUCCUUGUUUAUUGGAGUGAUGCCCCGGCCUUCACGCCAGCAGCCGCAUUCAUGGAUACGAUGCCCGGUUUUUUCACGCCAGUACAGCAGCAGCAGCAGCAGCAGCAGCAGUCGUGUCGUGGUAACGAGAAGAGAGACAGGGCUUUGGUCGCUGCGUCCCAAUGCUUGUGAACGUCUCCCGCAUUGGUUGAUUGCUUUUAGUCGUUUCGAUUGAUGCUUGCCUUCAUUGCCCGGGGAGCUGACUACGUAGUAGGCAAGUGUCUGAUUCAUUGUUUUUGGAUGGAGUUCUCCUACAAUAUGCGCAUGUCAUGCCCUCUUGGUAAUUGUCACGUUGGUUGCUGUUUUUUCCGAUUUGGCGGGUGCGCCAUCUGAGGAACGGGGGGGUGUUCAAUAGCCGGUGUAUCGUUGUUGCGGUCCGUAAGUCCUGAUGGGUCGGUCAGCAGACCACAUUGGUUAGGGCGCGGUUCGUCUGAAGUUAAAGUAUAUAGAUCGAUGCGGGGCUGAUGUUUCUUUGUCUUUGGGGGGAGGGGGGGGUUGGCAUGGUUUCAUGAGGUUGACGGCUGAAUUUGUCUCGAGCGUUGUCUGGUGGGCGUGUAGGUCCUCCUCUUGUUGUAGUUUCAGUUACGGUAGUAGUAGCUUGGUUUUUCCAUUGGGUUUGCUGGCGAGUGGGUUGUGCGGAAGCUUCUUGUAGAGGGGAAUGCAAGUUUCGAUUGCGCUGUUGCCUGUAGCGUCGAUGCUUUCGGUCGCCGUGACUUAGCGAUUCAUGGUUAUGGCACAGCACCCCUAACGUGCCCAUUGGCGACGGAUGUGAUACGUCUUCGAGAGGACGAGGGAUAGCCAAUACUUGCCUGGGUGCAGUUUGGCCAAGAAGCGUGCUCCAUCAAUCGUUAUUGACGGAUUGAUAUUGCUUUCGUUUGAGGCCGUGCCUCGUGACAGCUGUCGGUGUUGGGGGUCCCAUGGUGCCAUCAACGAGUAUCGCAGUUUCAUGUUCGCGGUAGACACCCCCCCCCCCCCGUGGUGUUUUGCGGUGCCAAGGCUGUUGGCGGUUGCAGCAGCUAUACUGUUGCAGCAGUAGACCGAGGUGCGGCUGUUUCUUCCGAAACAUCCAAGGCGGACCGACAGCAGUCUCGUAUGUAUGGACUGGCUACCUCUGUAGCAUUGAUUGAUACUUAUAUUAUAAAGUGAUCCUAUCUGCCUCUUUGUCUCGACGGAGCUAUACUAGUCUUAAUUAAGUGGGCAGCGCGAGCAAGCUCUGAUCGCG